CCUGAGGCAUGCAAAGCAAAUCUUUCCAAUGCUGGACUGUAUGGAUGAUCUACGCAAGAUCAGUGAUUUAAGAUUGCCGCCCAACUGAAUGUGCCAUGUGACUUGGUGACAGGAGAAGAGCGUGUGUAUGCCAGUGAAGAUGCCAGACAAGCUCCUCAUAUUGCUUGUACCAUCGAAAUGUGCAGCACUAAUACACCUUAUGAAGUUGCUGUGAUUGAUGAAAUUCAGAUGAUCAGAGAUCCUGCCAGAGGGUGGGCUUGGACAAGAGCCCUUCUAGGACUCUGUGCAGAAGAAAUCCACGUUUGUGGAGAAGCUGCUGCUGUUGACUUGGUGACAGAGCUCAUGUACACUACAGGGGAGGAAGUUGAAGUCCGAAACUAUGAGAGACUCACUCCUCUCACUGUGCUGGAUUAUGCCUUAGAAUCUUUAGAUAACCUCCGUCCUGGAGACUGCAUUGUCUGUUUCAGUAAGAAUGACAUUUAUUCUAUCAGUCGACAGAUUGAAGCCAGAGGAUUAGAAUGUGCUGUCAUAUAUGGCAGUCUACCACCAGGGACAAAACUUGAACAGGCAAAGAAGUUCAAUGAUCCUGAUGAUCCAUGCAAAAUUUUAGUUGCUACAGAUGCAAUUGGAAUGGGACUCAAUUUGUGUAUAAGAAGAAUAAUUUUUAACUCUAUAGUAAAGCCAGCUAUCAAUGAGAAGGGAGAAAAGGAAAUAGACUCCAUUACAACCUCGCAGGCUCUACAAAUCGCAGGCAGAGCUGGGCGUUAUGGCUCAUCCUUCAAACAAGGAGAAGUCACUACAAUGCAUCGUGAUGACCUUAUACAGCUGAAGGAAAUUUUGAGUGAGCCUGUGCGCCCUGUGAAGGCAGCUGGCCUACAUCCUACUCCUGAGCAGAUAGAAAUGUUUGCUUAUCAUCUCCCUGAUGCCACUCUAUCCAAUCUAAUUGAUAUUUUUGUGAGUCUCUCACAAGUUGAUGGGCAUUACUUCGUCUGCAAUAUUGAUGACUUUAAAUUUCUAGCAGAUAUGAUUCAGCACAUUCCACUAAAUUUGCGAUCACGAUAUGUCUUCUGCACUGCACCCUUGAACAGAAAAGAGCCUUUUGUGUGUACCACGUUGUUGAAGUUUGCAAGACAGUUCAGUAGAAAUGAGCCUCUGACAUUUGACUGGCUCUGUCAGCACACCAAAUGGCCAUUAGCUGCUCCAAAGAACAUCAAAGAGCUUGUACACCUUGAAGCCGUUCAUGACGUUUUUGACCUCUAUUUGUGGUUAAGUUACCGUUUCAUGGAUAUGUUCCCUGAUGCUGUCCUCGUGAGGGAUAUACAGAAAAAACUGGAUGACAUUAUACAAGUUGGUGUCAGCAACAUCACAAAGCUGAUCCGAGCUUCACAAUCUGCAGCUGCUCCUGGCACAGCAGAAGUUGUGUCAGAAGACUUUCCUCUUUCAAGGACUAAGAGGGAUACCAGGGCGGUUUCAGACCGUCAUUGUGCAAGGUCCACAGAGGCACUCUCUGUUGCAGUGGACGUGCCAGGAGAAAGAAGAGCAAAGAACUUGAAAGCCGCCUAUCGGUCUUCAACAAGGCAGGAGGAUCUGAAAAGCUAUGGACGUGGAUCUCUUGCCAACAGAUUGCUGCGUGAAGGACUUCUAACACAAGAAAUGCUCAGACAGCUGGAGAGUGAGUGGCAGGAUCAGCACAGGAAUGGUAGAUAUGGCCUUGAUUCAAAAAGAGAUGAUCAGAGUAGUUCAAAGGAAAUGGGGAAAAAGAAAAAGUAGAACCAUGUCCUAAUUCUGUUUAGUUUUAUUAAUAAAAUAAAAUACUAUUUUAAUAACUUCUUUGGCAUUUCAUGUUUACACUGCUACAGCUCCUUGAUGUUUUCCCUUCUCCUGUGACCAGAUACAUGAAGCAGUCAGAGAAAUGGACUCUUAAAAGCUCAGAGGCCAUACGUUUGCAUUUACCAGUCAGCUGUAGACUUUUUCAAUCAUGGUAUUCAGCAAAAGUCUAUGAUCUGCUGCUGUGUGAAAAUUUGAACUUGAUGUCUUCUUGCAAGAUAUCCUCACGUCGUUAAUAAACGUCACAUAUUUCACUAGUAAUGAAUUAGCUACUCAUUCCAUCCCUUCCCAAAGGGCAGAGUUUAACAGAUAACGAACAAGUAAUGAACAACGUGGCAGGAAAUUGGUUCAUAAUGGUGAUAGGAGUCAUGUGCCUGUAACCUUUGUGUGUGUUAAAAUGUGGAAGCAUUUGUGUUAAUGCAUUGAAGGAUGGUAAAAUUCUGGCCACAGGAAUUUUUGAGUAAAUUCCAAUUCUGUCAUCUGAGGGGUAAUUACUGAAACAAAGCAGAAUAUGUCCUUGCUCUUUGAAUUGUAUUCUUUCUUCUAGGAAAAGCUCAUCAUGCUGAUUCAGACAAAGUUUUGAGGGAGAAAGAAAAGCAAAAAAAAUUGGAUUAUGAUUUUUUGGGAGAAAGGAGGAGAUGUUAGAAGCAUAGGUGUAAUUUUAGUUACUUUUGAGAAAUUCAGAUGUCUGUUUCUCCUUGACUUUUCUAGUUCCAUUUAAUACAAAUUAUUUUCUUCUGUAGCAUUUCAUAAAUGUUUUUUUGCUUCACAUGCCAGUUUGUGAUGCCUGAAUUUUGAGAGGACACUUAUAAUAUUUUACUUAAGCUCACAUAACAGCUUAUAGUUUAAGUAACAGCUUCUGAGUUGAUAUUUGUGCCAGUAGUAUUUCCACAUACCUAGUUUAUCAUGGCUAUCAUAAACUGGAAAAGCUAGGUGCUUACUGCUGGUGAAAGGUUUAAUUUGUUGGAACUAAAUUUUCUUGAAAAGGACUUUUUUUUGGUUUUGUUUUUUUUUUCCCGAUGCAGUGUUGCUGAAUAAUAUUUAAGUGCACGACCAGGCUAUGGCUCUUUCAUAUAUGUGCAGGUGCUCUAUCAUUUGUUUUCAGAGUGUGAGCAAUGUUAAGGUAUGCUUUUGGGCCUUCGGUAGGGAUACUGGAGAGUGGAAAGAAUCAGAAGCAGGUUUCAGCAUUAGGAUGUGUUGCUCAGGCUGCCUGAGGAGAAUAGUGCUGCAGCAACUGUAUUUCUGGGGUUGGCUACAUACAAGUCUGCAGACCCUGCUUGUCUUAAUACUGGGAUACUUGUAAAAGCCAGGUUGAAUUUCACUGUAUCAAACACCUGACAUUCUAAAAUGAUCAGCCAAAUAUUUCCGCAGGUUGAAAGUUUGCUCUGAAUGCCCUUUGCUUCCUCCUGGUAUCAAUCCCUUAAGCUGCUGUUUGGAAACAAGUCUGCAGCAGUUUGAAUAAUGUUUUAACAGCUGAUUUCAGUGUAUUUCAUUAACUCUAUCCCCAUUAAAAGCAGACAGUGCUUAAAUGUUUCUAGUCUAUAUGAUCUCUUGCUGAUUUUAGUACCACACUGGUGUGGAGGGAAAGCCCCAGCUUUCUUUCCUCCCCAAAGAAAAACCAAGCAGCUAUAUGUGUGUGGCAGUGGCAAUGUGAGUAUCAUGAAUUUCCUGCUUUGUGGAUGGGUAAUUUUGCUUUGCUUUCUCAGAGUCCUGACAGUCUCUGCUUAAGAACAACAUGACUUGCACAGAAUGCGAGCUUGCAAUUAACCCUUACAAAUGUAUUCCAUUUGAUACUGUUCAAGUAGCUUGUGUGAUGUGGAUUACGUGAUUGAGUGGUAUCAAUUGCACUUGACAAGCUCAAUGGGAAGUUGUAGUUGCUCAAGCCUGCAGAUGGGUUUUAAAGGCAUGCAUUUCCAUUUACCUCUUGGACUGCAGACUCCUUCCUGAAUCUGCAAACCACUGUUCAAAACCACAGCUGUGUAAGGACAACUCCUCUCUUUUCUCUCCCCCAGUGCAUGUGGGGUUGGGUUGCAGGAGGCCUACAUUGCUACUGUACUUUGCUUCUAGUCUGUUUUGAUGAAUUUAUCCUUUAAUUGUAUGCUAAGUUGCAUACUAGUGUAUAUUUUUGGGCAAGGAAAGAGUGGCUGGGACUUCGGUGUAUAAGCCAGCCUUGUGUAUGAGCAGCAAGCCUUGCAAUAAGGAAGCUAAAUGACUAUAAGCAUUCUUUUUAGUAUUUCGCUGAGAUUAGCACUUGGCUUAACUCGGUGCUUGUUUCCAUAGUGACUCCAUAGUAACUGUUUUAAGAGCUCUGAAGUUUAUUCAGGCGUUUACAGGCUGACUUUUUAUGAAAGUUUUCUUUUCUUCUGAGCUAAUGGUGUGGCUGUCAUUGACUCCCAUUAGAAUGACUGCGAAAUUGGUCCCAUAUGGUAGAAUCUGGACUGGUGUGGGGCAAAGGUAUGCCAGCUGCACGUUUUUAACAUGCCCUGUGCAAGCAAGCCCCUGGGGGAGGAUUGAGCGGCCUCUUGCUCUUCUUCAUGGGGCUGUGCCAAAACCUUUUCUUUUUAAACAACGUCAACAACAGUGUUCACUUGAUCUGGGAAUCACAUUUGCAAAACUGUUCAUUUCAGGUGUUCAGAUUCCAGAUUAAUUUCAAGCAUUCAAGUCACAGAUGUUUAGAAGUUUAUUGAUUUCACAAUUACAUUUUUUGGUGUGUUUAUUUGUUAUGCGUCAUAUGUAAAAUGCUGAUUGUAACAGCACUACUUGGUAAAAGCCUAACUUCUCUAAAGCCAAUGUGCUCUUUUCUGUCUGAACUGUCUCCAUCUCUUCUAAAUAGCGUCUGUCCUUGGAGUGAAUUUUCCAGUCAGUCCUCUCAGGUUUUCUGCCUUCUUUUGCAGGCUGAUGUUGCCCUAGGAGAGACAUAUGCAAGGCAAAUGUGGGGACCCCUUUCUGUUCUGAGUUUUGAUGGAUUUGUGGGAAUAUAAUGAGGAAAAAAGCUGCUGCUAUUGGGAUGGUAAACGUGUUCAUUGACUCAUGUUCCAAGACCACAAAUUCGUUGGUCCUGGAAAUAUAAGCUAUAAUGUAGAGGGAUUUCUCUUAAUUAUUCACCUGUAGCCUUGUUUGUCCACUGUCUCCUUGUAAACCUGGGUGCCAAACCCAGCAACCAGGGUUGUCACUACCUCUCAUACCUCAUCAAAGAUAAAUGCAAUAAAAUGCUUAUUAA
Molecule: messenger RNA, 5047 nt
Organism: Strigops habroptila (Kakapo)
Lineage: Eukaryota; Metazoa; Chordata; Aves; Psittaciformes; Psittacidae
Gene: SUPV3L1
Product: Suv3 like RNA helicase
Exons: 11
Coding region: 178-1770 (530 amino acids)
Biological process (GO): RNA catabolic process; mitochondrial RNA 3'-end processing
Cellular component (GO): mitochondrial degradosome
Molecular function (GO): RNA helicase activity; ATP binding; hydrolase activity, acting on acid anhydrides
Source: RefSeq, a predicted model, not a curated record